This is a messenger RNA of Impatiens glandulifera, 967 nucleotides long. RefSeq names its product adenine phosphoribosyltransferase 4-like. Gene Ontology annotation, molecular function: adenine phosphoribosyltransferase activity. Gene Ontology annotation, cellular component: cytoplasm; cytosol. The transcript is spliced from 6 exons. Gene Ontology annotation, biological process: adenine salvage. Lineage: Eukaryota; Viridiplantae; Streptophyta; Magnoliopsida; Ericales; Balsaminaceae. The record is from RefSeq and is a predicted model, not a curated record. The coding region runs from base 220 to 813 and encodes 197 amino acids.
CACCCCACAUUUUUGUGCAGAAAGCUGAAAAUCUUGUUAUAAAAACAGAGUCCAAAAACACAAUCUUUUUGAAUCUACCCUUCUCCUUUAUCUCUCUAGAAUCUUUUUCACCCGGCCAGGGCAAGUUCUGUUGCUAAGCUUUUGUCUCCACCUGCUUCUUUUGUUCCAAUCUCCGACAAAUACCAAAACCGAACCAAAUAAACACUCUGUUUCUCAACAAUGGCAGCCUGCAAGGAAGAUGAUCCUCGUCUCCAUGAAAUCAAAUCGAAAAUCCGUGUAGUUCCUAACUUCCCCAAACCAGGUAUCAUGUUUCAAGACAUAACAACACUGUUACUAGAUCCCAAGGCAUUCAAAGACACAAUUGAUUUAUUUGUUGACCGGUAUAAGGGCAAAAACAUUGAAGUUGUCGCAGGGAUAGAGGCAAGGGGGUUUAUUUUUGGUACACCAAUUGCAUUGGCCAUUGGAGCUAAGUUUAUUCCAUUGAGGAAACCAAAAAAAUUACCUGGUAAAGUUACUUCGGAGGAAUAUGUGUUGGAAUAUGGAAAGGAUUGUCUUGAAAUGCAUGUUGGAGCUGUUGAACCGGGCGAACGAGUUCUCGUGGUUGAUGAUUUGAUCGCAACUGGUGGAACUUUAUGUGCUGCAAUGAAUUUGUUGGAACGAGCUGGAGCUGAAGUUGUUGAAUGUGCUUGUGUUAUUGGAGUGCCGGAACUUAAGGGUCGUGAUAGAUUGAAUCAGAAACCGCUAUAUGUUCUUGUUGAUUCGAAAAGAGAGAAUGGGAUAAUGAAGAUCGAUGUUGAUGAUCAACAAGUUUGAGAUUGACUAUUAUUAUUAUUUGCUGGUAGUUAGAUUAAUGAAUUUUGAUCGGAUCUUGAUUAAAAAAAACUGCCUGAGUUGUUUGUUGGUAGUUUUAUGAAAAGGAUUGUUUAAUUAUGUUAUUUAAGUUCUUUUAUUAUUCAUGUUAUUCUCA